Messenger RNA from Gambusia affinis (western mosquitofish), 7840 nucleotides. RefSeq names its product SRY-box transcription factor 5 (gene sox5). Bases 813 to 3095 code for a protein of 760 amino acids. Gene Ontology annotation, biological process: regulation of transcription by RNA polymerase II; positive regulation of chondrocyte differentiation; cell fate commitment. Gene Ontology annotation, molecular function: RNA polymerase II cis-regulatory region sequence-specific DNA binding; DNA-binding transcription factor activity, RNA polymerase II-specific. The transcript has 18 exons. The record is from RefSeq and is a predicted model, not a curated record. NCBI's taxonomy places the organism in Eukaryota, Metazoa, Chordata, Actinopteri, Cyprinodontiformes, Poeciliidae. Gene Ontology annotation, cellular component: nucleus.
UGGCGACGCCAAUAGUGUUUGUAAUCCUGCUGACAAAUAUAUUUGUAAGCGUUACUUUCAAUAAGCAAAGAUCACUUUUAAUUGGUCCUGUUCAUACUUGCAGGCGCUACACUUAACAUUGCUCUGAGGCUGAUUCUUACUUGUAUGUUUUGUAAAAUAAACAUGCUUCCGUCACAUUAUGCUGCUGUUGUUGAAGCGAAGAGCGGCCAUAUUAAAACGUAAAGUCCUAACACAUACAAGUCCUAACUAUGGGUACCAGUCAUUCCUCUCCGUUUGCCAGUAGGAAAUCCGGCUUCGAAGGGCAUUCCAGUUGAUUUAUCCGACUGGGAUUAGGAAUUUCCCAGUUCCGAGUACAACUAGAAUGCAACAUUAAUUAAUUAGCACCUGUUUUGACACGAGCGGCUGCUUGAAGUGGAAAAUGACUUUUGAAAUCCUUAUUUAUAACGCUUUUUCGGACUCAAAAGUGAAGGCAGAGAGAGCGGGAAAGAGGUGGAGUGGUGACAGAGCAGCGGAGAAGUGACACAAAUCAAUGUGAGCACCCAAACCACCAGCAGCGGCAACAGCCUCCCCGACCUCCAUCACCCCUCCGCCUUUCCCCUGUGAGAGACCAGCUGAGACGGACUCCAAGAGGGGGACUCCUUCACAGCACUCCACCGGAGUGAAAGGGCUCUGUACACAGGAACAGCUUUUUGCCAUUUUUCUCUUGAGGUCAUUCAUCAAUUCCUGGUCCAGGAGAACGAGAAACGCAGAUGGUGAGCUGAGGCAGAAGAGCAGAAAGGUGACAGAGGAGACGAAGCAGAUUCAAAAGACGGAUGUCUUCCAAGCGACCAGCCUCUCCAUAUGGGGGGACAGAUGGAGAGGUAACCAUGGCAACCAGCAGACAGCGAGUGGAGGACGAGGAGAGCGAGGGACCAGGCGGUGUCAUCCACCUCCCUCUGGCCUCCUAUUGCGGAAAGGUGUCCCCUCACUCGCCCCCCAGCCGCCACUUGGAUAGCCCCCCCAGCACAGAGCACGAUGGCAUCAAGGGGAGCUCUCUGAGUCCUUACCCACAGCACAACGCUACCUCACCGGGCAAAGAGGAGGGCGGAGGCGGGGGGAGACCCUGCAGCGACGGCGGCUCGGCAACCGGCACCCUGGGGACCCCCGAGAGACGCAAGGGCAGCCUGGCGGACGUCGUGGACACGCUGAAGCAACGCAAGAUGGAGGAGCUGAUCAAAAACGAGCCAGAAGAGGCCCCCAGCAUUGAGAGGCUGUUGUCAAAGGACUGGAAGGAUAAACUUUUGGCCAUGGGCUCAGGGCACAUCGGAGAAAUUAAAGGUACCCCAGACAGCCUGGCGGAGAAAGAGCGCCAGCUCAUGGGCAUGAUUGGCCAGUUGAGCAGCCUGAGGGAGCAGCUUCUGGCGGCGCACGAGGAGCAGAAGAAGCUGGCCGCCUCACAAAUGGAGAAGCAGAGGCAGCAGAUGGAGCUGGCCAAGCAGCAGCAGGACCAGAUUGCCCGGCAACAGCAGCAGCUCCUGCAGCAGCAACACAAAAUCAACCUCCUGCAGCAACAAAUCCAGCAGGUCCAGGGCCAGCUCCCUCCACUGAUGAUUCCCGUGUUUCCUCCUGACCAGCGGACCCUGGCGGCCGCCGCCGCCCAGCAGGGCUUCCUGAUGCCCCCUGGCUUCAACUACAAGCCUGGCUGCAGUGACCCUUACCCUCUCCAGCUCAUCCCCACAACAAUGGCCGCCGCCACGCCCGGCCUGGGCCCCCUGCAGCUACAACAGUUGUACGCCGCUCAGCUGGCGGCCAUGCAGGUCUCCCCGGGGACGAAGCAGCACGGUGGCAGCCUCGCGCCGCAAGCCAACCUGGGCGCUCACUCCCCACCCACCAACUCACAUCCACAGGGUGACAAGAACCGCAGCUCCCCAUCUUCAAACAAAAACAAGGACAGUGAGGGUGCACAGCCACUGAACCUGUCGGCCAAGCCUAAGGCAUCCGAGAGCAAGUCACCCAACUCCCCCCCAACUUCCCCACAGGUUCCCGCUGCCGCUGCCGCCACCACCAAGCUGGGUCCCGCCGGCUCCAUGAAGCACAGCGCCGUGCCCUCCAGCAUCGGAGCGCCGUCCACCAGAGUCAGCUCAAUAGCAGACUUGUUGUCUUCGUUGUCGUCGACAGCCUACCUGAACGACCACGAGGCGGUGAGCAAGGCCUUCGCAGAGGCCCGGCAGAUGAAGGAGCAGCUGAAGGGGGAGCAGCAGGCCCUGGACGCCAAGAUGGCCUCCGUCAGCAACCUCAGCCUCAACAACGGCCGCUCCGACAAGGACAAAGCUGCCUUGGAGAGUUUGAGUCAGCAGCUGAAGCAGCAGGCCGACGACAAGUUCAGCCACGCCAUGCUGGACUUCACCAUGAGUGGAGACUCCGACGGAUCCCCCAGCGUGUCCGACUCCAGAAUAUUUCGGGAAACGCGUGGCAGGAGCAACAACGAGCCGCACAUUAAGCGGCCGAUGAACGCCUUCAUGGUUUGGGCCAAGGACGAGAGGCGGAAGAUCCUCCAGGCCUUCCCAGACAUGCACAACUCCAACAUCAGCAAGAUCCUCGGCUCGAGGUGGAAAGCCAUGACCAACCUGGAGAAGCAGCCUUACUACGAGGAGCAGGCUCGCCUCAGCAAGCAGCACCUGGAGAAAUACCCGGACUACAAGUACAAGCCGCGGCCCAAACGCACCUGCCUGGUGGACGGCAAGAAGCUGCGCAUCGGCGAGUACAAGGCCAUCAUGAGGUCCCGCAGGCAGGAGAUGAGACAAUACUUCAGCGUAGGGCAGCAGGGCCAGCUGCCCUUAUCCUCCGCAGGCAUGGUCUACCCAGGUGCCCUUUCAAUGGCAGGGAUGCCCUCCCCCCAGAUGCCCUCAGAGCACUCAAGUAUGUCCAGCAGCCCAGAGCCCAACGCCAACCACCACCAGAACCCCCACAUGCCCGGACUGAAGGGGGACGAGCCACGGAUCAAGGAGGAGGAGCUGCGGCUAGACGACAGCAACGGUGACGUGUACGAUGAUUUUGACUACGAGGACGAAGAGGCCGACUACGCCAGCGACAACGACAACCAUAUCCCCCAUUAAGGCGGCACCGGUCGCGCUCUACAGAUUCUAAACACAUCAGUCAGGAAGAGGAGUUUGAAUUUCACCAAUCACCUCAAGUUUAAAAGAUAAAAACACCUCCCAUCCCCUCUUCUCCUGACUAACACGGACUCUUUUGGCAGAGCCAGUUCCCCCUUCCCCUCCCACUGGAGUCCUGAUACCAGCAUCUGAUCAAUCAAUGGAAGCACAGGACCUGUCACUCACACUGACUGUUACACAUGCUGGAGUCUGGGAGGAAGCCAGUUUAAAGCUCACUGAGGAAUAUUCAAGUACUACUGCGAGAGUGUGACGCCACAAGUGAGAAGACGUUUAUAAAAAUCAACCCUUUUCAGUCCGAUCCGGAGGGAAAGGAGACAUUUUAAACUGAAAAACUAAAACAGCGGACCUGUCAAAGGCUAACAGAUGACACUUUAGGACGGCGGACCUGUUUAUUAUCAAGAGACACUUUUAAGAAACAGCUUUUUUUGUUCUUUGGUUCUAUAAUAUUCUCACUCAGGUACACGGUGCCAAUAAGUGGCUUGUGAAUGUGAUUUGUUGUUUUUUGUGCUACAAGUUUGAAUAAUAAUAGAAAAAAAAGAGACUUUUCUUUUUUUUUUCCCUCCCUUUUGUUGUAAAGCACCUGAAAGACAUCAGACCUUUAUUUUUAACUGAAUCCUCAGCCUAGCGGUGUGCUAUCGGUGCCUCCACUCGCCUCUCUUUCUCUCCCCCCGCCGCUCAGGGGGAGGAGACAGAGGGGACCCCAUCGAGGGGGGGGAGGCGUCCCGGAGAGGAAUCGAAAGCACUGUGUUUGUGAGACAAUCCACGAGUUUUCUUCUCACUCCGUCCCUCCUGUCUCCAUCUCGAUAUUGUGUAGGGCAAAAAAAGAAAAAAAGUUUAAAAAUCAUCAACAGCACGACUCCGCCUGAAACAUCCGACAGGUGGGCGUCGGUGUGUGUUGCUUACAGCACUUUUGUUUUUGGUUUAGAGCGACAACAAAAAAAAAAAAAAAAAAAAAAAAAAAAAAAGGAGCUAAAACAAAAUCUUGAAGGAUAAGAAACUUGUUCUGCUGCUGUUAAUGCGCUGUAACACACACACACACAAACACACUCUCACACACACACACACAGAAAGCUAUUGUUGUGUCUAAGUGUUUUCUGCUCCCUCCAAUCAACGUCGUCCUGCUGUAAGCCAGUGGGUGGAGCUGGAGUGCAGUCAGUGUUUCUGUAUUUUAUUAUUAUUUUUCUUUAAAACUGCCUCUAGUCUAAUAUUAUUAUUAUUAUUAUUAUUAUUAUUAACCAUAAUUAAGAGGAUGGUCAGCAUUUCCUGAGUUAAGUAAGUUAUGUACAGUAUAAUUUAUUUUUCUCCUUAUCAGGUUUUUGUGACCGUAUAAAACGGUCACUGAAACAUUAUUCUAUUUAGCUGGUAGGAUUUAGAUUUAAGCAGAAGUUGUCCUUUUAUCUUGCUUUGUUUUUGUUUGUUUGUCUUUCUUUUCCCCUCCUAAAUCUGUUUUGACUUAUAUUAACCCCUGCGGACGGAUGUGUGGCGCAGUUAGGCCAGCGAGCUCCUCUAAAGACGCUGAAGACUUUUUUUAUUUUAUUUUAUUUUAUUUUAUGUCCAUGCCCAUUUCUACGAAGCACUCAGACUCUCUGCAGUCAGAGAUAAAGAACAUUAAUAUUUUUUAUUAUCAUUAUUGUUAUAAUUUUAUUUGUAAUGAUUAUCACCAUGUACAAUGUGAAGGUUUCCUCUUUCUUUGUUGUUUACUUUGAGAAUGAUUUGAAGAAUUUCUGUGAACAAAAGACCUUUUCCCCGUUUACUAGCGGAGCCGCCUCGCCGAGACGCAGUGAAACGUCUGCUGGGAUCAUCAAGCCCCGCCCAGAAGUUUACAUACUCUUGAUCGGCAUGAAUGUCAAUUGAUUAGCGCAUUUGAACAUUUCUUAUUUUAAGCUAGACUGAUAGGAUAUAUUUAAAAAAACAUACAUUUUAAAAAAAGGAAUAUGUUGUAUAAAACAAGAGUCAGAAUUGUUUUAUAUGUCUUGUUAAACACCUUAGCAAGUUGUACUUGAAUUCUGUCUGAUUAUUGACCACUGGCUCUUUAAAUUGCUCAGUUUGCAUGAAGACUGCAGCAUAGGCCAUACAUUAUGAAUAAGGCUAAAAUUGGGAGUGGUCAGCAAACGAUGCUAGCCUGCUUUAACUAUUCUGAAACCAGUUUUGUACGUUUUUAACUGGUUGCUUCCAACAGGAUAACCAAUUUAUGUGACCAUCUAGCAGAAUCACUGACAUCAAAACAUUUGCACAACAUGAUGAGGCUAUAAAACCAUGUGUAGUGGUUGGUGCAGCUUUCUUAAUUUUACAAGCAUCACCUUGAUUCCUCCAAUCAAUCUUGCUUCAUCUAAGGCCAUGCAAUAGGACUUCAGCCAUUGUGGUUUCUGGGUGGUUCCAGAAGAUUCUAACCAAUUUCUCCUCGUUUAACGAGUCGUUGGACAUUAAGACACAGUUGGGUGUCCCAAACUCAUGUUCAAUCUAGCUCUGGAUUGGCCCUGACAAUAUGCAUAUUCAAACCUUUAAUUUCAGACCGCAUCCAGAUGAUGAACGUUCUCAAAGGGGCUGCAGAGUGGCUUACGUAAUGAUAAAACUAUCAGUUAAAAUGUUAUAAUUUUAACAUCUUUUCACACUAAUGUAAUUUGGUCCUAUACAAAAAAAAACUGAUUAGAGUCGACCGAUAAAAUAGUACACAGGUUAUCUUAAAGUUCAGUUUAUGUGGGUCAUUUUUUUAUUUUUUAUUUAAGAGCUAUAGAAAUUUAAUUCAUCAUUUAAACUCCCGUAUUUGACAUUCAUGCUGAUUCAACCGUCUUCACCAAAACACAAUAUGAAGAGAUUAUUAUUGAAACUAAACAAAUCCUAUGCUGUUUUUUUUUUUUUUUUAAACCCUGUACAUAUCUAGAAUGUUUUUGUAAUAGCAGUGAUUUUCUUUCAUCCGAUCGUCGUCAUUAUCACAGGAGAGCAGCGUUUACUCUGGCCCAGCAGGAGUGUUUCACCGUGUCGGCAUGUCAGGCGGCCCGGCGGUUUCUCUAACCUCCCUCAUCAGGAGCCCUUUGCUUUGUUUGAGCUCCACGCGACGCUACAGGAGCCAUGACUACUCUUCAGGUGUGACGUCGCUUAAUGAUCCCCCCCCAUCUAUUUUAUUUGAUUUUUUUCUUUAAAUCGCUAUAUAAAUGUUCCACAUAAAGAGCUUCUGGGUCUUAAUUAUGCUGUAAAGUCACCCCUGUUAUCACCACACUGUUGCUGGAGAGAGGAAUCAGGAGAGCGUGUGGGGCAUUAAAGACAUCAAUCAUCCCUGCUGGCAAGGUCUGUCCCCAGAACAAGACAAUGAAAAUAUUAUUUAAGACAAUCAGUCACGAGUGGAGCUCACAACAAAGUAAGAAUUAUUACAACAAAAAACUAUCUUACCAUCUCAACUUGAAAAAAAAAAAAAAAAAUCAAGAAAGAUAAUUAUGUAAAUAUAACAUAGAGUUAUAGAUUUAUAUUUUGUUCAUAACACAGUGUAAUAUAAGUUGUAUAUUUCUUUUUUUUUUUUUGGUUUUCUCUCCCUACCGUCUCUUUUAUUGAUGUUUAUUCAUGCCACAGAAAAGUGGAGUCGCAGUACUCUCUCAAAAAAAUGAAAAAAAUAUCAACGAAAUAAAGAAAAACAGGAAAAAAAAAAAAAUCCGUGGGUUGCCACCACCAUCUGUUCUGAGUUCACUUUUUUUUUUCAGUAUUACUGCCAGACGAGGCUCUAAUAAAGACAGCAAUGUGUUGAGUAAAACUUGUGCUGGUCCUGCUCAUUUUUUCCCGCCACUAACUUUCAUAUUGACACACUUUUUUUUUUCCUACACCAAUAAAGUGUGGUGUCGAUAAAUACUUGGACGCAGAGUAAGUGCAGUCAGAAAUGUCUUCCUCAGGUCUUAUUUUAUUAUUAUUAUUAUUAUUAUUAUUAUUAUUAUUAUUAUUAUUAUGUGAGCCAUCAGCAAAGUUGAGAGGGAAGAAGAUGAAGAAUCACAGCCUGUUAGCAACCAGAUAACCUAAUUAAGCACAACAAGGGACACUUUAUUGUAAAAAAAAAGAAAAAGAAAAACAUGUCUGCUGUCACCUGGUUUAAAAAACCCCCGCAAAUGUAUAAUUGAUGCUUGCUUAUGGAUGUUGAGGAUGUUCGUGCCUUCGUUUUCCGGGGUCAAAAACACCAAACCCCACUCAGCGCGCCCAUUAAAAUGCUGUCCCCAUCUGCGUCCAUAUGUUCCACAAUCAACCCCCACAGCCUUUGCCCGACGCGCCGCGCAUAAAAACAAGCUAAAUGCAUUCAGAGGACAGGAUUUUAUGUGCUUUGUUAAUUACCAUAACUUCACACACACACACACACACACACAUGCGCACACACACUCCCCCACAUCCCCCUAAAAAAACACCUUUUGAUGCAAUAAAAAGCCAAGAUGGGGGCAGAUUCAAAACUCACGGAAUAAAACGCUAAGUGAAGGAUUCGGUUUGUCUGGGCCACGUGAAUUUUUCAGAGGCGGCCCGAAGGCAAUAAAACCUGAGAAAGAGAAAAGGUUUGUGUGUGUGAAUAGCUGAGGAGCAGGGAAAAAAAAAAAAAAAAAAGAGUUUGGAUUUUUAUUUUAUUGUCAGCAGUACGGGAAUGCUGAAGGUAGCAAACAGUGGUUAGCCUCCGAUUAAAUCACACACACCCUAAGCUGGGCUGGAGGUGGGCAAUUCAGAAC